AUGAAUUUUAAAGCCACUAAGGCUAGCUUAGUGGUGAGGGAGGGAUGGGAAAAGGGAGAGGAUGGGAGGCUUAAAGGUUGUAAGGUUGCUAAUGGUGCUACGGUUAUAUCUCAUAUGUUUUUUGCCGAUGAUAGUUAUGUCUAUUGUCGUGCAAAUAAUAGAGAGGCUUCGAAUAUAUUACAUCUGCUUCAGUUAUUUGAGAUCGCUUCUGGUCAACAGGUUAAUUUCAGUAAGUCCUCUGUCUUCUUCAGUACUAAUGUGCCUAAUGCUACUCGGGACCGAUUGUGUGGGAUCCUUAGAAUGAGACUUGCGGAUGAACAUAGUACUUAUCUUGGCCUCCCUUGUGUCAUGGGAAGAAAUAAGGAUGCCAUUUUGGGGUUUUUGAAGGACAAAAUGCAGAAGCGCAUUCAAGGCUGGGAGGGUCGUAUUUUGUCAACCGCUGGGCAUGAAGUCCUAAUAAAAACUGUAGCACAAGCUUUGCCAAGCUUUGCUAUGUCAAUGUUCUUAUUGCCUUUGAAAACUUGUUCACAUUUGGAAAGCCUUAUGUCUAAGUAUUGA
Messenger RNA from Cannabis sativa, 558 nucleotides. RefSeq lists its product as uncharacterized. The transcript has 2 exons. The record is from RefSeq and is a predicted model, not a curated record. The coding region runs from base 1 to 558 and encodes 185 amino acids. NCBI's taxonomy places the organism in Eukaryota, Viridiplantae, Streptophyta, Magnoliopsida, Rosales, Cannabaceae.